AUGAACGUGACGAAGCGACUCAAACCAACGGGGCCCGAGCCGGCCGCCUUGCCGCAGGACCUCCUCGAGAAGAUAUUGGGCUACCUCGACAUGCACACUACCUUCUUCGCAGCGCUGGACGCCCUUCCAACGGUUGCGAGAAACCCGUUCCUGCUGGCUCUCUCGACGCUUCGUCACGAGUGUCCGCCAUGGCUGCUCUGGCCGAUGCUUUAUGUGCGUGACGUUUCGGCCGAGACGGCAGGGCUCAGGGCAGUCUUUGAAUGCGCGUUAAGCAGCCACCCGCGCGUUCAACUGGAAUCCAACAGCCCGGUCCGGUACUUUGACAUGGCUUCUGGCGAUGUGCACUUGACGGUGGACGCAGUUGUUCUUGUCCAUCUCAGUGCGGCGUCCUUGGCAACGGUAACCGACUUGACCGUGGACAUGACGGAAGGACAAUCGCUCCAGGGUGUGGCCGCGCACUUGGCCCACGCCCGCCACCUUCGUUCGCUCUGCCUUUCGUUGAACAUCCGUGAAUUGGCCCAAGAGGACACGCUUCCGAUCCUUCGCGAGACGGUGUCAUUCUCUCUGCGCUCGAUGCAUCUCAAGCUCUUAGGGGAUCGCACGCCUUUUGUCGACGAGGCCAUGUCGCGCCUUCUGGCACAAGCGCUCGUGUCGUUUCCCGCCAUGUCGCGCUAUCUGGCAGCGCGUCUGCUCUACGACGCGAUCGAAGAUGCGCGAAAGCUUCACAGCGUCCACUUCUUUGCAAGCUCGGACCUUGCGUGUUUGCUCUCGGCCUUUGGCCAGCCGUGGACAUGCCACCGUCUCCACGAGCAUGGAACACGCUGCAACGAGAGAGCGACUGCGUCGGCCGAGCAAGUAUUUCCCAAGAUUAAAGCGUGGACUAUCGAGCCACGGUCGUCCGAGACAAGCCGUGCCUUGAGGUCGCUGGCCGUCAUGACUUCCGCGCGCCGAUGCUCAAUGACUUUUUGGGGCGAGCUGGACGAGACGGACUUUGUGACGGAGCUUUUGCCGCGCCUCGGACGACUCUCGCGCGUGCAGUCAGUCGCACUUUCGGGAGGUCAGCUCUUUGAAAACGCGUCUCGCAUCUCCCCACUGAUCGAAACUCUGCGUGGUUUGCGUCAUCUGACGUCGCUGCGCCUAUCGUACACGGGCCUCACAUCGGACGGCCUUCGAUCACUGCUCCCGCUCGUGGCCGCGCACCCCCAGCUCGCGCACCUCUACUUGAGUGGUAACGACUUGGCGGACGAUGCAGUGCCAUUGCUUAAGCAAGUGAUUGCAACGUCGCAAAUUCAGUCGCUUUGGAUCACCUCCAACGAGCUCACGGAUGACGCUCAGGACGAACUCCUUGACUACACCCGUCAACUGCGUCGGUCGCCACUGUACCUUGCGCUGACCUUGAUAGACUGCUGCGAGAACGAGGGUGAAUGA
Molecule: messenger RNA, 1428 nt
Organism: Saprolegnia parasitica CBS 223.65
Lineage: Eukaryota; Oomycota; Saprolegniomycetes; Saprolegniales; Saprolegniaceae
Exons: 2
Coding region: 1-1428 (475 amino acids)
Source: RefSeq, a predicted model, not a curated record